AUGGAUGCCAGAGUGACUGGGCUUUCAGAAGGAUGCCACGGCAUGCCACGGAACGCCACGGGAUGCCGCAGCACGCCGCGGGAUGUUACAGCACGCCGCGGGUUGCCUCUGCACAACCUGCCGUGCCAUGCCGUGCCACGCCAAUUAACAACAACUUCGACAGCAAUUGAUAUAAUGACAGCAACUUCUGAAUUCUUGGAUAAACAUGAACUCUUAUGGAAAAAGUUGAUAGGCGUAUACACAAAUGGCGCUCCGGCAAUUCUUGGAUCUCGUUCAGGAUUCGUACAGUUGGUCAAAGAAAAAAAUCCCAACACAACUGUUGAAGAACAUGAUGCCACUAGCAAACAACCUGAUAAAGAAGCUGCUACUGACUAUUUCUUCAAAUUCUUUUCACCGGACAUAAUUAAUGAAAUAACAGAGCAAACAAAUAUUUACUCCGUUCAGUUGACUGGCAAAUCUAUCCAACUAACAGAAAACGAGUUACAAGAUUUUCUAGCAAUUCAUUUUGUUAAGGAACGUCUCACAUUUUUAUUGCGUGGCAACUCUGCAACGGUUCACAUCGUGUGGUCCGUACCUAAUUCGUCAGUGUAUAAACUAAAGAAUUUGGAAGGAAAAGGUAAACCUUUAAAGGGUUUUAGGCAUGAAGUAUAUCAAUGUUUGAUAAAGAGAGGAAGAUCACAAGAUGUUGAGAAAACAGAAAAUUCUAAAAUUCUAAAGCCACGAUUAGCUCGGCCUUGGGGGUUCAAAUUAUAUCUCAUCUGCAGUCUACAAGGAUAUGUUCAUAGAUUUGAGGUUUACAGUGGAGGGGGCUCCAAAAAUAACAUCUUACCUGGUGAACCAGAUUUGGGAGAGUCUGGCAAUACAGUCGUCAGGUUAGCUAGAAUAGUACCACGCAAUGUGAAUCACAUUAUAUACUUCGAUAACUUCUAUACUUCUGUGCCUCUCGUCACCUAUUUAGCUAAGGAAGGAAUUUUCUCACUGGGAACAGUAAGAGUAACCCGAUUGAGAAACUGCAAAUUGCCUGAAAAAAACACUAUAAUGAAAAAGAACGUACCCAGAGGAUUCUAUGAGGAAAACGUGGCGACUGUGGAUGAUAUUGACGUAAGAGCAGAACCAGCAACCACAGUCACGAGCUUUGAUAAAUCGAAGAAAAAGAGAGUUGCUAUUCCAUGCCCCAAAGUCAUCAAGGAGUACAAUGCCCACAUGGGAAGCGUGGACUUAUUAGAUUCAUUUAUAGGUCGUUAUCAUAUCACAAUGAAGAGCCGCAAGUGGACCAUGCGCUUAUUUUAUCAUUUCCUGGACCUCGCAGUUAUAAAUUCAUGGGUUAUGUUCAAGAAGGUAAAUAAUAUAAAAGGAAAUGAUCAACUUCUCGAUUUGGGUACAUUCAGACUAGAACUUGCUGAAACCCUCUGCAAAAUUGGGUCUACCUGCAAAUGGCGCUAA
Molecule: messenger RNA, 1443 nt
Organism: Melitaea cinxia (Glanville fritillary)
Lineage: Eukaryota; Metazoa; Arthropoda; Insecta; Lepidoptera; Nymphalidae
Exons: 6
Coding region: 1-1443 (480 amino acids)
Source: RefSeq, a predicted model, not a curated record